This is a messenger RNA of Xiphophorus maculatus (southern platyfish), 3991 nucleotides long. RefSeq names its product cystatin F (gene cst7). The coding region runs from base 3466 to 3906 and encodes 146 amino acids. The transcript has 4 exons. Gene Ontology annotation, biological process: negative regulation of microglial cell activation; immune response; positive regulation of myelination. Lineage: Eukaryota; Metazoa; Chordata; Actinopteri; Cyprinodontiformes; Poeciliidae. The record is from RefSeq and is a predicted model, not a curated record. Gene Ontology annotation, cellular component: endoplasmic reticulum; lysosome; Golgi apparatus. Gene Ontology annotation, molecular function: cysteine-type endopeptidase inhibitor activity.
GGGGUGUCAGCUUCACUCAGCUCUGUGAUACCUCGUCAGAUUCUCCUACCGUAGCACGGAUAGAUGGCUAAGUCUAUCUGUUGGUGCUACCCGUCUAAAGCUGCUACCGUCAUGUUUACAAUCAGAAACUACAGCAGGUUGUUGUAAAAUAUAUUUUAUAACAUUAUUAGAGUGACUGAAGUGGAAGCUUAGCAGUUAUGGUUAGCUUAGCAUCAGAACAAUUUCUAUCCAUGACGAAACCACAAGAAGAUCACUUCCUUCAUCUGAAUAUCUACCCGUUUAAAAUGAAAAGCUGAAGAUUGUACAGACCAAUGAGAACCAUUGUAACAUAUGAAUCCAUUUUGUAAUGUAAAUAUUUAAGUGAAGCUACGACAGCAGGAAUUAACUUUAGUUUUGUGUAGGACUUGCAGCGGCGGCCAUGACGGCGUUAUGGUUUGUUUUUAUCGUCAGAACAGAUUUAAAGACAAACUGUGUCACGACUCCGAUCCUCCAAUAAAACCAGCACAACCAGGAUCCGGUUACAUAUAUAAGAUUACUAUAAAUAUUUAUACUGCUACAAGCAAGGAUGUUGCCAUGGUUACUGGCAGCCUAAUUUACAUUAAGAUGAAUUUAUGGAGGCGACAGGCGGAGCAGCAGCUGUUGUGAUUUUUAAAGGACCGGUGCUCAGGUUCAUGAGGCCCAAGAUCACCUGGUUACCAUGGCAACACACACCCAGGGUUCUGUUAAUGGUCAGACAAAACCCAGAACCAUCAGAACCAAUGAAGGUCCGUGUUGAGGACGCACAGCAGAGGGCUGCUGGGCAUGUUCAGUGGCGCCCUCCACUGGCUCAGAACCGGUGCAUCGCUUCCUGCCUCAUUCCUCCUGCACAGAAUUCAGUCGUCUGGGUCAGAACCUUUGGACCAAUGAGGCGUCAGAACCUUUGGAACCAAUGAGGCGAGGAGGACGGUUGGUUAUUUUUCCUCAGCCUCCAGGAAUCAUGGCCGACAAGAAGGUGAAACUCAAUUCAACUCUUCCUGACCUCGGCUCCAUUCAGCAGCUGCUGCUCUCCACUCAGCAGGUUCUGGUUCUGGUUCAUUUGGGCCCCCAGCAGGUUCUGCUGCCUUUCAGUUUUUACUGUUUCUAUAAUGUACAAAUUUCUACAAUCUGUGGAAUCCUGCUCUGGUUUGAGCCGCCAAUUUUCACAGGAAGUGACACGUUUCACAGGAAGUGACACAUUUCACAGUUUUCAUGGAGACCAAAUGUUUCCAUGACUGACUUCCUCUAGAUCAGUGGUGCCCAAAGUGGAUGUUUUAGUCUCUCCUGGUUUAACGCACCUGGAUCCAGAAAAGGUUCUUGUUACCAGCAGGGAGAGAAUAAAACUUGCAGGAUGCCGGCCCUCCGCUUUGGGCACCACAGCUCUAGAGCCUGAGAGGUUUUGAGUACAAGUGUUACAAGUUUUGAGAAGAAAGACAUGAAAGUACUACCAGUUUUGAGAACAAAAUACAUGAAAUCCUCCUUGAGCUCCAACUCUCUGCUCGCUUAUGAAACAUGGAACUGCCUUUUUGGCAGUCGCCUAGCAACCUCUCAGCCAAUAGAAUGAAAGCGUUGUACUGGGUGUGUUUGUUUCCUUCUAGCGGGUGUGCCUGUGUGGCUACUAUGGAUUGUAGCAACCUGCACCGCCCACUGGAAGUUGUGAAAAUGAGGAUAGCGACAAUUAACAGAUGUGAUCUGUGGGAGCUAAUUUCACUUGGUAGCUAAGCUAACCCACAGAAGGAAGUGAGGAGAAACCUUCCAGAAGAAGGUCAUCAAACUCAGGUGAACCUCCUUAUAUAAAUCCAGAUGAGAUGUUCUUGAUGAACCCUGAUGCUCCACCAGAUCUCCAUCUGACGGGGAAAGUGAGUUUCCUAAAUCUGAUGGUAUUACCACCUUGUCCAGUAUUGAGGUCAGUCUGUCGAGGAAAACUGGCCUGGUUCCUGACGUCCCACCCAGAGGGUCACCCUAACGGCCCCUAACGGCCCUAGGGCCCCUAAUGGCCGCUCUUCCUCUUUGUCACGACUUGCUCUUGUUUCUGAACCAGGUUGGUUUUAGUGACUCAUCCGAGUCCCAGGGGUGUUUUACAUUUAGCUUUGGGCUAAAAACAACCUAUAAAAACCUUUUCCACCUCUUUCUCUCCAGAAUCAAACAUCAUAUAUUUUUCAUCCAUCAGAACUUUGCGGAGGCGUUUGGUUACUUUGUGUGAUUCAUUUUAAAGGUGUUGAUGCUAAACUAAAAUCUCCAGCAGGGGAAUAAAGGAUGAGCUCUGAUUAUCUUGACAUCAUCAAACUGCAGACAUGAGCAGGAAGUGGAAAUAAUUCCAAUUCAAAAAUACUUUAUUAAUCCCAAAGGGAAAUUAAAUGUAGCUCAUUAAUUCUUCAGUUAUUAUAGAUAAAAAGAGAAAAAAUCUCAAUGAAAGUACAGAGUCACGCCAGCGUGCUGUCACCCUCAGUGACGCAAACAGGAAGUGGAAAAUAAAGCAACAGGAAGUAGACUGGUCAGUCCAAUUAGCUAAGCUAACCAGCUGGUUAAUCUGUGGGACACUUUGAUGUGUCCUGUAGGGGGCGCCCUCUUGCGUUGUUCUGUAGGUUCAUCAGUUUGGAGUUUCAGUCAUUCUUCUUGAAGCUGUCUGGUACCAAACACCACUGAACCGGUUCCGGUCCGGUCCGGUCCGGUCCGAGCGCAGUUUGAGCUGUGGUAGAUGAAGGUGAUGGGCAGCGCCAGAAGCACGAUGCCGCUCACCACGCAGACUCCGCCCAGCACCCGGCCCGCCACCGUCGUCAUGGAGAUGAUGACCCACCAGCAGGCCGCGGGGAUGCUGGCGUAGUCCGGGUUCCCGGUCUCCAGAUCCAAACCGUGCUCCAGCAGCUGGGCCAGCGCGCUUUAGAUCGCCAUGGCGACACAAACAAAGACGGGCAGCAUCACCAUCUCGCGGUAACAGCGGCGCAGCAUCAGGCCCAGAGUCUGCAGGCCCAGGAAGUGACGGGCCAGCUUCAUCACCCAGAAGAUCCGCAGCACCAAACCUUCCGCUCAGCUGUGCUGCCUGGGUUUUGGACUUUGUAUGCCUGGAUUUUUCAUUAAUUCAUAAUUUCCGCACACCAACCUGGGUUCUCAGCGUCUGCCUCACCACUUCACACCACAACUCAUGACAGAUCUGGGUUCGCCGUCCGUCUGAGCCAGACUGGCUCAGACACUGGAGCAGGACAGACAGCCUGUCCAACUGCUGAGGUCUAAACAAAAACACAGUUGGACGUCCUCGGCAUAAAUGUGACAGGAGACUGAUGGCAGCCAGGAAAGGAAAUCCAGUGGACUCAGAACGCAGCCUGGAGGAACCCCGACUAAAGGGGCGGGGUCUCAGGGAGAACGUCAGACACAGGAAGUAAUGUCAGGUGUGAGAGAAGCUGAGGCAGGAACAGGAAGUAGCUGAUCUGUGGUGACAGGAAGUGAACCGAGAUGGAGGCGAAGAUGUUGCUGCUGCUGCUGCUCGCCACUCUGGGUCCAGAAGCUGGCAGCCAUCAUGGCCGCCCCAUGCCAGGCUCUCCGUAUGACAUCAGCAGGAACGCCGCCGCUGUCCAGCAGGCCGUCCUCGGCGCCGCCCACUCCUUCAACAGCCAAUCAAACGACGCCUUCCUGUUCAAGCCGUCAGCCGUCGUCAGAGCGCAGCGACAGGUGGUCAGAGGGAUCCGGUACAUCGUGGACUUCCAGAUCUCCAGGACGGUUUGUCCCAAACGGAACCGGACCUCGGACCUGGACCGGUGCCACCUCCAGCCUCCGGGCCGGCUGGCCCAGACCUUCCGGUGUCACCUGGAGCUGUGGCUGAUCCCCUGGAAGCCUGGGCGGGAAACCCUGGAGCUGCUGUGCAGAUCGCCCCAACGGGAACCGGUUCUGAUCUGAAACCAGCUCUGUUCCGGAACCAGAACCGGUUCUGAUCAGGAUCUGAUUCUGUUUAAAUGAUGAGUGAAUAAAGAGUUGCAGCAGA